AUUCUGGAGCCGAAGAAGAUGAAGAUGUUCCGGUGGGAUACCAGCUCAUUGAGCUUAUGACUGUUCUUGAUGUCAAGAUGGAUCUCACACGGAAGGCACGAAUAUGUGCUAGAGGGGACCAAACGGAUCCUCCAAUGUCUGCCACCUAUGCAAGUGUUGUGACAAGGGAAAGUAUUCGACUUGCUUUUGUUAUUGCUGCUUUGAAUGGUUUGAAUGUUUUGAGUGCUGACGUCUCCGGUGCAUAUCUGAAUGCCAAAUGUGCCGAGAAAGUUUAUUGUAUUUUAGGGAAGGAGUUUGGAGAAUAUGCCGAGAAGAAAGCUAUCCUGGUUAAGGCCGUUUACGGACUCAAAAGUUCCAGGUUUGCAUGGAGGAGUGUUGGGAUAUGA
Cylindrotheca closterium is the source of this 386-nucleotide messenger RNA. Lineage: Eukaryota; Bacillariophyta; Bacillariophyceae; Bacillariales; Bacillariaceae. The record is from the annotation of a GenBank genome assembly.